AUGGAUACAAUAUUUGGCAGAAAUAAGAAGGAGCAGCUAGAACCCGUGAAGGCCCAAGUGACAGGCAGGAUUCCAUCAUGGCUGCAGGGCAUCCUGCUUCGCAACGGGCCUGGAAUGCACACAGUGGGGGAGACCAGAUACAACCACUGGUUUGAUGGCCUGGCCUUGCUCCACAGCUUCAUGAUUAGAGAUGGAGAAGUCUAUUACAGGAGCAAAUACCUGAGAAGCGACGCCUACAAUGCCAACAUCAAGGCCAACAGGAUUGUGGUGUCAGAGUUUGGGACGAUGGCCCAUCCGGACCCCUGCAAAAACAUAUUUUCCAAAGCUUUCUCCUACUUUUCCCAUAUCAUCCCUGAUUUCACGGACAACUGCCUGAUUAACAUCAUGAAGUGUGGAGAGGACUUCUAUGCAAUCACAGAGACCAAUUACAUCCGGAAAAUCAACCCACAGACUCUGGAAACCCUGGAGAAGGUGGACUAUCGCAACUACGUGGCGGUAAAUCUGGCAACAUCGCAUCCUCAUUAUGAUGCGGCUGGAAAUAUUCUUAAUCUGGGCACAUCCAUCAUGGACAAGGGGAAGACAAAAUAUAUGAUCUUUAAGAUUCCUGCCGCAGUACCAGAGGAUGAGAUGGGGAAGGACCCCUUGAAGCACAUGAAGGUCCUCGGCUCCAUCACCUCCCGCUCGCUCCUCUCCCCGAGCUAUUACCACAGCUUCGGAGUCACCGAGAACUACAUCGUUUUCCUCGAGCAGCCUUUCAAGCUGGACAUCCUCAAGAUGUCAACCGCGUACAUCCGGGGAGUGAACUGGGCUUCCUGCCUGAGUUUCCACAAGGAGGACCAGACUUACAUUCACAUCAUUGACCAAAGGACUGGGAAGCCCUUGCCCACCAAGUUUUACACGGACCCCAUGGUGGUCUUUCAUCACGUCAAUGCCUAAGAGGAGGAUGGCUGCCUUCUGUUCGACGUCAUUGCCUACGAGGACGACAGCCUCUGUCAGGUCUUCUACUUGGCCAACCUGAACCAGGACUUCGAGGAGAACUCCAGGCUCACCUCCAUCCCCACCCUCCGGAGGUUCGCAGUGCCCCUCGAGGUGGACAAGAAUGCAGAAGUGGGCUCAAAUGUAAUCAAACUGGCAUCGACGACAGCAAGAGCCCUGAAGGAAAAAGAUGACCGAGUCUACUGCGAGCCGGAGCUGCUUUAUGAAGGCUUGGAGCUGCCUCGGAUCAAUUAUGCUCACAACGGGAAGCCCUACCGCUAUGUCUUCGCGGCCGAAGUUCAGUGGAGUCCCAUCCCAACCAAGAUCCUGAAAUAUGAUGUUCUCACAAAGUCAACCUUAAAAUGGGGACAGGAGCACUGCUGGCCAGCAGAACCGCUGUUCAUCCCCAUGCCGGGUGCCAAGGACGAGGAUGACGGAAUUAUCUUAUCGGCCAUUGUGUCUACUCAUCCCCAAAAGCUGCCUUUCCUGCUUGUUCUGGAUGCCAAAAGUUUCACAGAACUGGCUCGUGCAUCCAUUGAUGUAGACAUGCACCUGGAUCUCCACGGGCUAUUCAUCCCGGAUGCAGAGGGGGAUACAAGGGAGCAGGCCCCUUCCCAGGAGCAGCGGGACAGGGCUCCAGACUGCCCCACGGCCCCACAGACCUGA
Hyaena hyaena (striped hyena) is the source of this 1641-nucleotide messenger RNA. It is a transcript of the gene BCO1, whose product is annotated as beta-carotene oxygenase 1. The transcript has 11 exons. Gene Ontology annotation, biological process: carotene catabolic process; retinal metabolic process. The record is from RefSeq and is a predicted model, not a curated record. Lineage: Eukaryota; Metazoa; Chordata; Mammalia; Carnivora; Hyaenidae. Gene Ontology annotation, molecular function: beta-carotene 15,15'-dioxygenase activity; carotenoid dioxygenase activity.